AUGCGUUUCUCAGCUACCAUCGUCGCGCUUGCGGCUCUCGCCUCGUCUGUUGUCGCCCAGACUGCCGGCUUCGAUGUCAUGACCUCGCCCACCCAAGACCAAGAGAUCCCCGCUGGAUCCUCGUUCGACAUCGUCUGGACCCCCGGAUCUGUCGAGGGAACCAUCUCAAUUACUCUGAUGCAAGGAGAGGCCCCAAAGCUCCUCCUUCUAGGAGAGACCGUCGCAUCUGGAAUCAAGAACAGCCUUGGUAAAUUCAAGUGGACCGUCCCAUCUACCUCCGCCUUCAAGACAUACGGCUUCCAGCUCACCCUCGACUCCGACCCAACCACAUUCCAGCGCUCGUUCCCAUUCCACAUCACCGGGGGAUCUUCCUCUUCCUCUUCUGCCAACGACACCUCAACUGCUGCUCCUACCAAGAACUCCACUAGCAGCACUGCCAGCGCCACCUCCACCUCCUCGUCCUCCAAGAAGUCCAGCUCGACUGCGCACGCGACUAGCACCGCCAACUCAACCAGCUCCUCUUCCGCCGCCCCAACCGCCGGCCCAUCCUCCAACCUCACCUCCACCCUGACUACCGUAUCAGCCCCCAAGACUGGAAGCCCAACUGGUGGCAGCCCCUCCUCCACCGGAUCCAACGCCCCCGUGACCAGCAAGAGCGCCGCUGCCGGCAACGCCAUCUCCGGCGGUCUUGCUAUGGUCGGUGGAUUGGUCAUCGCUUUCGCUUUGUAA
Molecule: messenger RNA, 729 nt
Organism: Venustampulla echinocandica
Lineage: Eukaryota; Fungi; Ascomycota; Leotiomycetes; Helotiales; Pleuroascaceae
Exons: 2
Coding region: 1-729 (242 amino acids)
Source: RefSeq, a predicted model, not a curated record